Messenger RNA from Camellia sinensis, 687 nucleotides. NCBI's taxonomy places the organism in Eukaryota, Viridiplantae, Streptophyta, Magnoliopsida, Ericales, Theaceae. The record is from RefSeq and is a predicted model, not a curated record.
UCCUCUCUCCUCAAGUUCCGCCUCCAGUUUGACUUCUCCGACGACUUCUACUCCUGCCACGUCAACUCUUGGGUUCGCUACACCGUCGAUCACCUCGCCCUCGAGCUCGAUCUCGACUUCUUCAUCGAUCGGAUUUACCACGACGACGACGACGACAACGACAACGACAACGACGGACUCGGAUUCGAAGCCUUGUACGAUUUCCCUUUCGGGGUGCUUAGAAACAGCCGAGUUAGAGUUUUGAAGCUCUGCCACUGUUACCUCUCGGUCCCGCCGAAUUUAUCGACUAUGCGAUUUCAUUCUCUCAAAUCGAUGGUCUUCGAUCAGGUCAGCUUGUCGGACGACAUGGUUUCAGGCUUGAUUUUAGGGUGUCUGAAUCUUGAAAUUUUGGGGAUCGAUUAUUGCUGGGCGAUUAGGAAUUUGAAGAUUUGUUCGGCAAAAUUGAAGGAGUUAUCGCUUCAGAAUUUUGUAAGGGAUGAAGAGAGUUCGGUUGAGAUUUGUGCACCGAAUCUGAUAUCAAUCAGUAUUGCUGGUUUUGAGAUGGGAAAGUAUGGUUUGAAGGCUUCGUCUUUGGUUAAAGCACACCUUUGUUUCCCUCACAAAUUGCAGUAUUAUAGUUAUUGGAGUAAGAUUGUGAGGUUGGUUGGUCAUGUGGAGUGUCUCACUGUGCAAAACUGGUGGUUUAAG